Molecule: messenger RNA, 1521 nt
Organism: Fomitopsis serialis
Lineage: Eukaryota; Fungi; Basidiomycota; Agaricomycetes; Polyporales; Fomitopsidaceae
Exons: 6
Coding region: 1-1521 (506 amino acids)
Source: RefSeq, a predicted model, not a curated record
AUGUGCCGUGUACAUGGGGACUUGGAGAUAGAGCUGCUGUUCCGCCAGCCGGUCACCGAGGAGGUCAUUCCAUGCCUCAAUGGCUGGAAGAGGGAUCCUAAGGAGUACCCGGCACACUUCGAGAUCUACAACGUCCAGCAAGCUAAGUUCAUUCCCCUCGGGUCCGUCAACGAACCCAUUCACAUCCCCCUACCCCUUCGGCACAUCAUCCUCGUUAAAUACAAGAGUAUCUAUGACACCGUGUGGCCCCUCUACUGGGCUAAAGGGAUCCACCCUUCUGGCGCUCUGGGCGGAAUCCUCGCCAACAUGUACCUCCGCCUGUCCAUCUGGCCGGUGGGCUUCGCUUUCCCUAGGACCCGCAUCAAAGUGUUGUCCAUGGUCCGGGUUGAAGGCAACCACCGGCCUCACGUCUUCACGCCAGCAGAGGGCGAUCCGGACUGUACCGUGGAGAGGAUGAACACUGGAGAAGAUGAGUAUUGUUUUUUGAACGAUGUCCUAGUGUACAACUACGAGAAUGCAAAAAGAAUACAUGUCUUAGCGCUGUGCGUCUCCAGAGAGCCGCUGUACACUGUCAAGCGUCUUCUUGUUCCCUUCUCUACUUCAACCGUUGCUCAAUGUCUUCACCGCUUCACUCUGAACUGUGCUUUCUCUUCUCCAUGUUCGUACCAAGCUUCCGGCAGAUAUGCAAGGCGACAAGGACAUGUCCGUGGCACAGUCAUCAAUCACAUUACGGUGGUUCUGGUGUCUACGGAAGGGAAGUAUCUAGGGACAUUAUGGGACUUUCCACGUCCCAAUGAGUUGAAGGCUGCCCGUCCUUACCUUGCUGUGUUAGAACCUUCCGACCGCGAGGACCGCCUGAUCUAUGUUGGGAGCAUUGAAUCGUGGAACCGGAGCGUUGGAUAUCCAGUGUGUCUGCAGGGAGAGGUGAGAAAGGGAGUGGUAGAGGCUUGCAUUUACUACGAGGACCGCCAUUCACCUAUGACCCUACCACUCAUGUGUAGGAUAUAUGACGAGGAACUUGAGCUCCUGUUUCACCAGCCGAUUACCGAGCAGGCAUUCCCUGUGCUCAACCCUUGGAAGCAUCAUCCGGUGCAGCCCAAGUUCGAGGUCUUUGACGUGGAGCGUGAGGCUUUCGUUCCGUUCUCCCUGUGGGAACCACUCCGUCUUCCUCUCCCCCUGCGCCGCAUCCCAGUGUUCAAGUACGCCAGCGUCACCAACAUACAUUGCCCGCAAGACAUUGCCCUAGAUGUUGGUGAUCUCGGCCCUAUUUCCAGCAUGAAGAAUGUUGUGAAGAGCCGCGGGUACCCGUUUCCGGACGUCUUGGAGGGCCCCUUGCAGGGCCAGAAGGUAUAUGGUGAGGAGACCAUGGAAAGUGGAGAACUAGCGGUGGAGGAGAUGCCCAAUGGUGGCGAGAAUGGCACUGAGGAGCGGGACGAGGUGCAGAUCUGGGAGGUAACCUCCACCGGCAAAGAAAUUCCGUACGUUCCUGACAGUGCUGGGGGGUACACUCGUGGGGCUUGA